AUGUUGCUCACCCUUCCAGUACCAGCAAUCCCUUUGCAGGUCGCGCUGCCGGCCGCGGUUGCCGGCCUCGCCUACAUCAAUGCCCGCGCUUCGGUGUGGUACGACCUGUUGAUGCUGAACUCUGUCAUUCCUGCGGUCAUCUCCAUGAACAUGUCCCGUCUUACCGGCAAGAUCAGCGUCUUCUACCGCAUCGAGGAAAGGGCAAAGUCCUCGGCAUUCGCAAACCGACCCUUCAUCCUCGUCGACGACUACUCGUACACCUAUGCGCAAGUCUACGACCGUGCCCUCCGCUAUGGCGUGUGGCUGAAAGAAAAAAUGGCCGUUGGGAAGGGUGACGUGGUAGCAGUGGAUUUCAUGAACUCAGACACCUUCAUCUUCUUAUGGCUGGGCCUCUGGUCCAUUGGCGCCAAGCCGGCCUUUAUCAACUACAAUCUGCGCGAUCAGCCGCUGGUACACUGCAUCCAGACCGCCACCACCAAGUUGAUACUCGUCGACUCUGCCGUUGCUGAGGCGUUCACGCCAGAAGUUCGCACCGCCCUGUCCGACAGACGCAUCGAGGUCUUCUCCGAGGCCCUAAAGACCGAGAUCUUCGCCACAGACCCGAUCCGUUACCCCGACGAGCUGCGCCACGAGGACAAGCUAGAAGACAUGGCCGUCCUCAUCUUCACUUCCGGCACGACCGGCCUCCCCAAGGCUGCCGUGGUGUCGUGGUCCAAACUGAUUGUCGGUGGCAACUUUACGUGGCACUGGACGGGCGCCACCAAGGAUGAUAUAUACUAUACGUGCAUGCCUCUCUACCACUCCUCCGCCAUCCUGUUCUGCUUCUGCACCAUGCUGAAUGCCGGCGGCGCCGUGGCCGUCGGCCAUCGCUUCUCCAACAAAACGUUCUGGCCCGACGUGCGCAAGUUCAAGGCAACCAUGAUCCAGUACGUCGGCGAGACGUGCCGGUAUCUCCUUGUGGCACCGCCGCAGAUCGACCCUGCGACCAACGAGAACCUGGACAAGAAGCAUUCCGUGCGCCUCGCCCUUGGAAACGGCCUCCGCCCCGACGUGUGGAACCGUUUCAAGGAGCGCUUCGGUAUUGAGACGAUUGCCGAGUUCUACGGCGCAACAGAGGGCACGCUGGCCACGUUCAACCUAUCCCGAAACGACUAUUCCAUGGGCGCCCCAUGGCGUGAUCCGCGCACUGGAUAUUGUCGGCGUGCCACUGUGGGCGAGCCGGGCGAGCUGGUCUUCAAGCUUCCCUCGGACAAUAUUCACAAGCGCUUCCAGGGAUAUUACCAGAACGAGAAGGCCACCCAGGCCAAGGUCAUGCGCAACGUCUUCCGCAAGGGCGAUGCUUGGUUCCGCACCGGUGACGUUCUGCGUACCAGCGCCGAGGGCAUGCUCUAUUUCCACGACCGCAUCGGUGACACGUUCCGGUGGAAGUCGGAGAACGUGUCGACCACGGAGGUGGCGCAUGCUGUCGGCCUUCACCCCGAGGUGGUCGCCGCGAACGUGUACGGCAUCGAGGUUCCCUGCCACGACGGGCGCGCCGGCUGUGCUGCCAUCGAGCUCAAGGACGGGCCGACGGCAGAGUUUUUGGACAGCCUCGGCCAACACGUCCAGCAGAGCCUUCCGCGGUAUGCGCUGCCGCUGUUCCUGCGCGUGGUCCAGGACUCGACCGUGCACACGACCGGAACAAACAAGCAGCAGAAGCACGUUUUGCGCGAGGAGGGUGUCGAUCCGGAAAAGGUCGGUUCGGAUCCCAUCUUCUGGCUGCAAGACGGGACGUACAAGCCGUUUGGACGGCAAGAGUGGGAGCUGCUGAAGGGCGCCCAGGUGAAGUUGUAA
Messenger RNA from Grosmannia clavigera kw1407, 1833 nucleotides. Its product is annotated as long-chain-fatty-acid-ligase 1. NCBI's taxonomy places the organism in Eukaryota, Fungi, Ascomycota, Sordariomycetes, Ophiostomatales, Ophiostomataceae. The coding region runs from base 1 to 1833 and encodes 610 amino acids. Gene Ontology annotation, molecular function: long-chain fatty acid transmembrane transporter activity; long-chain fatty acid-CoA ligase activity. The record is from RefSeq and is a predicted model, not a curated record. The transcript has 3 exons.